AUGGAAGUGGGAAUCAUUUCCACACAACACAUAAAACCAUCCUCUCUGACACCUCAACACCUUAAAACCUUCAAGCUCUCGCUUUUGGACCAGUUUAUUCCUUCUCCAUAUGCUCCAAUCAUCCUGUUUUAUCCUACGGAUGAGUCAACUAGCCAUCUUGAGAUUCCUAGAAGAUUAGAGCUGCUGAAGAAAUCUUUAUCAAACACCUUAACAAGCUUUUACCCUCUUGCAGGAAAGAUCAGAAAUGAUCUUUCCAUCGAGUGUAGCGAUCAAGGAGCUUAUUAUGUUGAAGCUCGAGUAAACUGUCGUCUCAACGAGUUUCUUAAUCAACCUGACCUCCUCUUUUUACCUCGAUUCCUUCCCCGUGAGUUCAUUUUGGACGAGCCAACUGCAGGAACUUAUGUAACCAAUAUUCAAGUGAACAUGUUCGAGUGUGGUGGUAUUGCUAUUGGCAUAUGCAUUUCACAUAAGAUUCUUGACGGUGCUGCGCUGAGCACCUUCCUCAAAGCAUGGACUGCAACAGCUCGUGGCUGUAAGGAAGCCAUAUAUCCCAACUUCAUCGCUACGUCUCUCUUCCCCACAGAUGAUUUGUGGCUUAGAGAUUCAUCACUGGUCAUGUGGGGUUCUUUGUUUAGGAAAGGCAAGAGCAUUACUCGGAGAAUGAUAUUCGGUACUUCAUCAAUAGCCGCUCUCAAGGCCCAAGCUACCAUCCCAGGCCGCCAGUGCCCUACUCGAGUUGAGGCUGUUUCAGCUUUCUUAUGGAAGUGCACCAUGGAUGCCUCCAAAGGAAAAAAUGGUUUUCAGAGGCCUUCUUUAUUAACCCACCUUGUAAAUCUACGGAGAAGAAUGGUGCAGCCCACGGAGAAUUCGACUGGAAAUCUCCUCUGGAUAGCAUCUGCUAAAAGCAAGGUUGAUAACAAGUCGGAUUUGCCUGACUUGGUAGGACGGGUGAGGGAAGCAAUAUCAAGAGUUGAUGGUGAUUUUCUAAAGAAGCUAGGAGAUGAUAAAGGGAAAUCUCUGAUGUGUGAAACUCUCAGAGAAAUAGGAGAUCUAGUCUCCAAAGACGGGUUGGACCAUUUUGGAUUUAGCAGUUGGUGUAAGUUUGGGUUUUACGAAGCUGACUUUGGGUGGGGAAAACCUGUAUGGGUCAGUAGCUUUGGGAUGGAAAAUUCGGUGUACAUGAAUCUCAUCAUUCUGGUCGACACACGAUUUGGCGAUGGCAUAGAAGCAUGGGUGACCUUGGAUGAACAAGACAUGGCAAUACUUGAACGUGAUGAGGAGCUCCUCAGAUUGGCUAUGUUCGAUCCGAGUCCAUUGAUGAUCAGCAAGUCACCUCUGAAUUAG
This is a messenger RNA of Theobroma cacao (cacao), 1344 nucleotides long. NCBI's taxonomy places the organism in Eukaryota, Viridiplantae, Streptophyta, Magnoliopsida, Malvales, Malvaceae. The record is from RefSeq and is a predicted model, not a curated record.